Molecule: messenger RNA, 1859 nt
Organism: Opisthorchis viverrini
Lineage: Eukaryota; Metazoa; Platyhelminthes; Trematoda; Opisthorchiida; Opisthorchiidae
Exons: 10
Source: RefSeq, a predicted model, not a curated record
AAGCGACUUUUCGCUACGAAUGUGAACGCUUCUUACCGUUGAGGUCGCGUGUGUUCGUUUUUGUUUGGACCAUGGAGUCAAAUUCGGAUGAUACGAUUUUGUAUGAGGUUAAACCCGGUGAUUCGCUAUCUGCAAUUGCUGCGCAGUUUGGUUAUGUUACACCGACGCAACUGGCCCGGAUCAAUCGACUCUCACUUAUUGGUUGUGGACUUCCACCCGUGUUCCCUGGGCAAAAGUUACUGGUCCCCACGUUGAAUAGAGGAUCUCUCGAUCCUCUGAAGAUACGUCGGGCUCCUGGAACAGCACUUCGAGUCCGGGCUUCAACCACUAUCCAAACUUUUCAGCACUCCUCUGAAUGCGAUUUUAACGUUAAUCCGAAUUUCUACUCCCAGACACUUCGAACGAACUCGGAUUCUUCUCGGAUAGAUGAGGAGUACGAGCGGCAGUUUGUCAAGGUCCCUGUGCAACGCCUUCUUUCAGAUGGCAUGCCCUAUGUUUUUGACGCUGCGCAGUUGGCGCUCGCACAGAGGCGUGCCUAUCUGGCCCAGCACCCAUCCUUAUCUUCUACUGAGAACAGUCCUCACCAUAAACUGGUUGACGGUAUCCUCCUAAUCACCCCAGAUGCCCUAUGUUUUGACGCUGCGCAGUUGGCGCUCGCACAGAGGCGUGCCUAUCUGGCCCAGCACCCAUCCUUAUCUUCUACUGAGAACAGUCCUCACCAUCGUGGUGCCACUGGCGAUUCCUCAACCGCCACGGCCACCACUACUCCUUCCAGGCCUUCCACUCCGGAAAUCACAACGAACAUUCCAAAGGAGUUGAUGGACUUGGGUCUGUGUAUACCACUUUCAGCGAUAUCCUCCAUGACGACCUUGAAGAAUUUUGUUCAACGUCGUUCGAGCACUCAAUAUGACCAAGCACCCUCCCAUAUUCAUCAGCACCAUUCGUCGGUCGAUGUGUCAGAGCAGAACAAGACUGAUUCCACUCAAGACGACAGACAUGUAGCAGGUGUUCCCCGUGACCUUGGAGGUCACUCAGAGAUAGACAGUGGUGUCGCGGGGGAUGCCUUCGAUGCGCCGUCGGAACUCCCACCACACCAAGUGAUGACUGAAUCGGCCGAGCACAGAACAACCAACGGAACCGAUCACCCUGUCGACGGCUCCCCGUUGGGUCGCAACUCUUCUGCUGCAGCCAAUGGUUCACACACAGAAGACAUAAAGGAUAAUGAUUUUAUUAUUCUUGAAGCGGAGAACUCCCUUUUCCUGCGACUAAUGCUAGUGCACGAAGCAGAACAAAGUCCUUUGGAACACACCUUCAAAAUUCCUACUGAUAGAAUCGCAGAAGUUUUCGCCUUCCUUCUUCGUGCGGGUGUGGGAGCAAAUCACAACAAGCGACUCACUUCCUCCUCCUCUAGCAGUCAUUUGGUUGACGAUGAACACAAUAAGUCACUUAGUCGUCGGAGUAUGGUCGAAGAAGCUUUGGAAUGUAUGGAAUCAGCGACCCCGCUGCCGAACAUGUACAAUGGUACCAGUGCCAUUCUUUCGAAUGAUAUGCUGGAAGACCUUGGCGCCAACUUUCCCACUCAUUGGAUCGGUUCAAACUUGCGACUCAUCUACAAAACCGAACAGGAUGGUUACAGCUUGCACACGCUUUACCGCAAAGCUCGCAACGUGACUGCUGGUGUGUUGCUGCUCAUCCGCGACACCAGCGGAAUGGUGUUCGGUGCACUCAUGUCGGAAACAAUGCACUGCAGCCAGCAUUUCUACGGUACAGGAGAAACCUGCCGUUACGACUGGACGAAAAAGAAUUAUUUCUUCAUGCGUGGAUCCCCGGCUUCGUUCCAAAUCGGAGGACAGAGGUAU